GUGCCACUUGAGACAGUGGUAGUGCUUUCAGAUGUAUCACUUGUAGCAGUGUAUGUGCUUUCAGGUGUGCCACUUGAGACAGUGGUAGUGCUUUCAGAUGUAUCACUUGUAGCAGUGGUUGUGCUUCCACGUGUACCACUUGAGGUAGUGGUUGUGCUUUUAGAUGUAUCACUUGUAGCAGUAUAUGUGCUUUCAGGUGUGCCACUUGAGACAGUGGUUGUGCUUUCAGAUGUAUCACUUGUAACAGUGGUUGUGCUUCCACGUGUACCACUUGAGGUAGUGAUUGUGCUUUUAGAUGUAUCACUUGUAGCAGUGGUUGUGCUUUCAGAUGUAUCACUUGUAGCAGUGGUCGUGCUUUCAGAAGUAUCACUUGCAGCAGUGGUUGUGCUUCCACGUGUAUCACUUGAGGUGGUGGUUGUGCUUUUAGAUGUAUCACUUGUAGCAGUGAUUGUGCUUUCAGUAACACUACUUGUAGCAGUGGCUGUGAUUGCAGAUACACCACUUGAGGUAGUGGCUGCGCUUUUAGAUGUAUCACUUGAGGCCAUGGUUGUGCUUCCAAUAACACUUGUAGCGGAAACGGUGUCUACAGAUGUACUUAAAGCAGGGUUUGUUGUUUCGGUAGUAACUGUAACUGUUGUAAUAGCUGCUGUGAGUCCUGUUGUAAUCGCACUAGAUGUGCUUCCACUGAUAAAAGGCGUCGCAGUUGAUGUAUUUUCCGUCAUAUCACUUGUAGGUGUCGAUGUGCCUUUAGAAAAUCUAGUCGUAAUUGCUGAUGUGUUUCUUGUUACGUCUGUAAGAGUAGAUGCGCUUUUUGAAGUGCCAAUUGUAGCAGCGGAGGAAUCAGAGGUAUAUGAUGAUGUUGUUCUGACAGAAGUCGGUAUGACGGUUGAUGCGACUGCAGGACUUGUGUUAAUCGAGGAACUUGAUGUCUCUAUUUUAGGAGUAAGCGUAGCUGGCGAUGGUGCAUUAGUAGUCGAAGGAAGAUUUUUUGAUGGCAACAUUGUACUUGUAGAAACCUGGGAAUCUGUGGUUGUGAUGGCAAUCGUAGGAUAUGUAAGAGAAACUGGUGCUGCUGUGGAUAUACUCGAUCGCGGUGAAACACUUGAACUUGAAGGACGAAUUUUUGUGGUUGAUGCUACUGAUGUGUAA
Strongylus vulgaris is the source of this 1149-nucleotide messenger RNA. The record is from the annotation of a GenBank genome assembly. Lineage: Eukaryota; Metazoa; Nematoda; Chromadorea; Rhabditida; Strongylidae.